Messenger RNA from Thalassophryne amazonica, 8319 nucleotides. RefSeq names its product serine/threonine-protein kinase ATR-like. Lineage: Eukaryota; Metazoa; Chordata; Actinopteri; Batrachoidiformes; Batrachoididae. Gene Ontology annotation, biological process: protein phosphorylation; telomere maintenance; DNA damage checkpoint signaling. Gene Ontology annotation, cellular component: nucleus. Gene Ontology annotation, molecular function: protein serine/threonine kinase activity; protein binding. The record is from RefSeq and is a predicted model, not a curated record.
ACUCACGUCAUUUUGGAGCGAACAUUUUCGAAAUGUGACCUAAACGUGUGUUGGUGUGCUGGUCAAAAACACCCGAAACACUUCACGAAAUGUUUUGAAUAAAAAAAAGUUUAAAUUGCGACAUAAAAUUUGUUGCUGAGAGAUGGAGGGACUGGAGAUGUCAGCAAUGAUACCGGCUCUUCAGCAGCUAGCAAGUGCGAGUCCGGCUGAAUAUGAGCAGGCGGUGCAGAAGCCUCGACAGAUCCUUUGUCAGUUCAUUGACAAGAUUCUGACUGACGUGGAUGUUGUUGCUCUGGGGCUGAGUAAGAAAACAAGUUCAGAGCCAGCCUGUGUGAUGCUUCUGGACUUUGUGCAGCAUAUUAUCAAGUCAUCAUCUCUGAUGUUUACCAACCCUGCAUGCCAGCCUGUUGAAUAUCCCGACACCACACAGAGUUGUAUAGACUUCAGUAAGUGGGUGGCGGUGCGGUUGCUACGUGUGGCAGCAGCUCCAGAAUGUGACGUCAUCCACGGACGGGUCUCGGCUGUACUGUGCUCCUUACUGCACACUCUGAGAGUCAGAAUUUCUUCCAUCUACAGCUGUCUCAUAGAAGAACUUAUUGCUUUGGCACAAGACCUAAGUAACAUCCUUUACACACAUGUUGCUUCACUGGGAGGACAGGAAUACGCUUUGGGCAUUUGCACCCGCCGAUGGCCAGCAACGCUCAAGUGCCUCUGUCUCUCCCCUCUGUGUACGUCCACCUACCUCACUCCUUCCCCUCUCAUAUUGUCCUCACCAGCAGCCUUGGAGUCGCUAACCAGUGUGACACUGGGUGUCAUAAGUGACACCCUGAGGGGUGUGGUCUACCGUCAUGAUCUGAAUGUAGCCUGGGAAGCAGCUUGCUCAAUCCUGGCCAAUGGCAACACCAAGCUGAGGAAGCUCUCCAUGGUGAUACUGAGGCGAUUGAUGGAACUUGAAGGGUUUCCUGAGAGACAGGGUUAUGAAUUCUUCAUGGCUUUCAUGCAUUUGUUGGAAACACACACAUACAUGGCAAAGACACAGGAUGAGCAACGGCCUUAUGACGGGGAGCUGCUAAAUCUGACCCGCUGUCUUUUUCAGCUGUCUGGUGUCUCUCAGAGACAGUUUGAGCCCAUCUACCUGUCGCAGCUUUUUGAGAGCAUCUGUACUCUGGGAACGGCAGGGGUCAAGUUGGGGACAGAGGUUACAGAAUCCCUCUGCUUGAUGUUCAGUUUUCUGCUGUCUGUUGCCCCGGGUUACGAGAGUCCAGCCUCGCUAAGGAUGCAGAGAGUCACAGAGGUCUGCAGAACUCUGGUGCUCACCGUUGGAACAGAGAAACAGGCUGAUUGUGCAGAAGGCUUUCUUCAGGCUGCACUGAAGGCUGAGGCUGAUCUGGUGAUGCAGAGGUCAGGGGACACAGAGUCAGCUGCCAAAAGACCCUUAACACCUGGAACUGCUUCAGUCAAAAAUACGGCAAAAACAUCGCCAGUUGAGGUGGACAUGCGAGUUCGGAGUGAGGUUUGGGCUGUGGUUAACAGUCGGCUGGAGGAGCUGCUGACUUUUUUAAACCCAGACUUCAGCCAGGCAGAGACUGCACAGACCCUCACUACUCUGAAGGGUCUGGCUCUCAUCCUCCAUCUGGCAGCCCUCUGCUCCUCUCCCACAAGUCUAUUGCCUCUCCUCUGGGUUGCCAUGGAGACUCUGUGCAGGGUCCCGAAAAGCUGCCAGUCAGUGUUAGAAGGUGGUGCUAAACCAAUCUCUGACCGGAAUUACUUUAAAUCUGCUGUCCAGAUAACUAUCGAGAUUCUUGACUCUGUCGUCUACCUGACUGUGAGCGGGCAGAAUGAGGACAGCCUUCAGAAUCACCUGUGUGUUCUGCUGUCUCUUCCCUGGGUGUGCGAGCACAAGUUUGUCUCUGCCUAUAAGAGUUCAGGAUUCCCUUCUUGGCUGCCUGACUUGGGUCAGAGACUCAGUUUCUGCUACUCGCCUGAGGUCCAGGCGAGCUGUGUGUCACUGUUGGCACUUCUGCCUUGUGGUGUGUUUGAGACAUGGCGCGUCUGUGUCUUUUCCACGGUGCUACAGAGUCAGGACGAGUUGGUGAGAGCAGUGGCGGUUAGAACUUUCCCUCUUCUCCUUCACCACCUGGCAAAGACCCACCACCAACGCCUCAGCACGACUCUGCUGUCCAGACUGGAAGACAGUUCGGAGAAUGUGAAGAAGGAGCUUGCCAGAAUCAUUGGUCAGCUGAGCUGUAUCAUGUCAGAACUCUCCCAGCUCACUGUCACCCACACAGUCCACACUGCUCUUCCUAAGAUCCUUUGCCUUCGCCUUACCCUUGUAGCUGAGCAUGCUGGGAAAGCAGAGGCGUCUCUCAGGGCAUCUGUUGUCAAACCCUUCCUGCCACUGCUCAGACAGCAGGGUGCAAGUUGUGUUAAACGAGCUUUUCUGGAAGCUCUGCCUCACCUGUGCCAACAUGUAAAUCUGACUGAUGGAGAUUGCGAGUUGCAGGCAGUUCUCUGUGCUCUGAUCGGUCUGAUGGAGGACUCAGAUCCUGAUGUCAGAAUUUGCUUCAGCCAAUCAGUGCGUUUUCUGCUGCCAGAGCCCAGCAGAAGUUUUGAGCAGGGCACUCUCAAUGAGCUGCUGGUUGCACGUCUUAAGGAGGCAUUUAACAAUGCUAAACUCAGGAGGGAUGACAACCUGCGCAAUAGUCUCAUCCUCACAACAGGAGAGAUUGGCAGAGCAUCACAGGGUAGCUUGGUAUCAUUCUCUCUGCUGCGGCUCCUCCACUGUUUGCUGUCCAAGUCGUCCCCGGUGUCUGUAGCUGCCUACACUCAAAUCAGAGCCCUCGCCUCCGCCAAAGGCCUUAAACUGCAGACUCUCUUCAGUCAGUACAAGAACCCUAUUUGCCAGUUUCUGGUAGAGUCUCUGCACUCUCGGCAUGUAUCCGCACUCCGGAGCAUGCCUGAUCACAGCAAUGAAUCAGCCAAUCAGAGAGAGUUGGCCCUGGACAUCCUGGCUCAGAUUGCCCAUGCUUUUGACUUCCCAGACCUGCACCGUUUUCUCACUCGGACCCUCCAGGUGCUUUUGCCCUACUUGGCAGCCAAGGCGAGCCCUACCGGCUCCGCCCUGAUACGCACAUUGGCAACUGAGCUGAAGGCGAACAGGAGAGAGAUCUUGAUCAACAACUUCAAGUACAUCUUCAGCCAUCUGGUCUGCUCCUGCACAAAGGAGGAGCUGGAAAAGGCCUUCCACUACCUACAGAGUGAGACGGAGAUUGAGUUGGGCUCUCUGCUGAGACAAGACUUCCAGGGUCUCCAUAAUGAGCUGCUGCUCCGCUUGGGGGAACACUACCAGCAGGUAUUCAAUGGCCUAGCCAUCUUGGCUUCAUUUGCUUCCAGUGAUGAUCCAUAUCAAGGCCCACGAGACAUCACAACGCCAGAUCGCAUGGCAGACUACUUGCAGCCAAAGCUGCUGGGAAUUCUGGCUUUCUUCAAUAUGCAGCUGCUCAGCUCCAGUGCUGGAGAAAAGGACCGCAAGAAGCUGGUAUUAAUGAGUGUGGUGGCUCUCAUGCGACUGAUGGGCUCCAAACACAUCAGCUCAGUCAGAGUGAAGAUGAUGACAACACUCCGCACCGGUCUCCGAUAUAGAGAGGACUUCCCUCUGCUCUGCUGCCAGACAUGGGACUGUUUUGUGAGGAGCGUGGAGCCCGCCCAUUUGGGCCCUCUACUGAGCCAUGUGGUAGUUGCACUCCUACCCCUGGUACCUCUGCAGCCCAAAGAAACUGCUGCCAUUAUUCGUUUUCUUAUAUUGGACAACAGGCAAGAGAUUAAUGACUACCUCCAUGAGAUUUACUUUCUUCCAGACCACCCUGAGCUGAAGGACAUCCACACUGUUCUGCAAAACUACAAGCUCACAGCCAGCAGCAGUGAUCUGGCUGCAGCUCUGCAGCUUUCCAUGAGGGCCGUUCAGCACGAGAACGUUGACGUCAGAAUCCAUGCUUUGACCAGUCUCAGGGACAUGAUGCACAGCAACCAGGAGUGGCUGCUACGGCAGGUUUGUGCGAGUGAAGCGGUAGAGCCUGUCAUCUCUAACCUGGUGGCGGUGCUGCUGAAGGGCUGUCAAGACUCCUCCCCUGUGGCCAGGCUCCUCUGUGGGGAGUGUUUGGGGGAACUGGGUGCUGUGGACCCGGGACGUCUGGACCUGUCACACACACACACUCACGGAAACCACAGCACCUUUGUGAGUGGGGUUGAUGAUGCUAACUUUGCCUAUGAUCUGCUGACUGAACUGACCAGAACGUUUCUGGCUUACGCUGAUGACGUGAGAGCGCAGGACUCUGCUGCUUACGCAAUCCAGGAGUUACUGUCUAUUUUUGAAUGCCGUGAGGGUCGCAGUGACUCUCUAGGGCACCGUCUGUGGAGGAGAUUCCCUGAACAAAUACAAGAAAUCCUGGAACCUCACCUCAACAGCAGGUAUAAAAGCAGUCAGAAAGAGGUGAACUGGUCGAAACUGAAGAAACCAAUCUAUCUAAGCAACAGAGGCAGCAAGUUCUCUGACUGGUCAGCCACCUGGGCUGGAUACCUCAUCAGCAAGGUGAGACACGGGCUGGCUAGCAAGGUGUUCACUUGCUGUAGUUUCAUCAUCAAACAUGACUAUAAAGUCACAAUUUACUUGCUGCCUCAUAUUUUGCUAUACAUGCUGCUGGGCUGCACAGCUGGAGAACAACAGGAGGUAACGGAGGAGAUGCUGGCUGUGUUGACAGAGGGUGACAGACAGAGAGGGAGGUGUGUCCAGGAGACGGCCUCCAGCCUGUCACAGCUAAGCACUCAGACAGUGUUUAGCAUGUUGUCUCAUCUCACACAGUGGAGCCGCCACAUCCUCUACUCCAAAUCCAAACAAAAUGAGAGUGGGGACUAUCAGCGUGUGGUGGCUUUCCUGAAGGGUAUUCCACAAGACGUUCUGGCAAAGGCCUCUCUGCGCUCCAAAGCAUACACUCGUGCACUCAUGCACUUUGAAGCUUACAUCCUAGAGAAUAAAGAGAACAUCCAGGACCAUCUCACUUUCCUACAAACAUUGUAUGCAGCCAUGCAUGAACCUGACGGCGUGAGAGGGGUCAACGCUCUGAGGAGGGAGGAACCAUCUCUGCGUGAACAAAUACUCGAACACGAGAGCAUUGGCCUGCUCCGAGAUGCAACCGCCUGCUACGAUCGUGCCAUACAACUGGAGUCUGACCAGAUUGGUCACUAUCAUGGAGUGAUGACCUCAAUGCUUGGACUGGGACAGCUGUCCACAGUAAUUACCCAGGUCAAUGGGGUAAUAGCCAACAAGCACCAGUGGACGUCGGAGCUGAACACCUACAGAGUGGAAGCAGCAUGGAAGCUUGGGAAAUGGGAUCUGCUGGAGGAGUAUUUAAGUUCAGACAGUCACUCCAGUACUUGGGGAGUGCGGCUGGGCCAGUUACUGCUGGCAGGGAAGAAACGUGAUGCUGAAACUUUUUAUGAGAAGCUGAAGCUGGUGAGGGAGGAACAAGUCGUCCCUCUGUCGGCUGCCAGCUAUGAGUACGGAACCUACCAGAGGGGAUACGAGUACAUCAUCAGGCUGCACAUGCUUAGUGAACUGGAGCACACUUUUACCGAACUGCAGAAACAGAGCGAAGGCUCCACCCCCAGUCUCAGCCAGCUGCCUCUCCAUUGGUCAGAGCGACUGGAGAUGACGCAGAAUUCUUUUAGGGCCAAAGAACCAAUCUUGGCUCUCCGUCGUGCACUGUUCAGCCUGGGAUCACAGCCCAGGUGUCAGCAGCUGGUGGGUGAAUGCUGGCUGCAGAGCGCUCGGGUGGCCCGAAAGGCAGGACACCACCAAACAGCUUUCAAUGCUCUUCUCAAUGCAGAGAACACACAUCUGGCUGAACUGUUCACUGAAAAGGCUAAGUGGCUUUGGUCUAAGGGUGAUGUGCACCAGGCCCUAAUCGUCCUGCAGAAAGGGGUGGCUCAGUGUUUCCCUGAUAAUCAGCCUUUGAAAGCCCCUCGUGACCUGCAGACGAAAGGCAAGGCCAUGUUGCUGGUGGGACGCUUCAUGGAGGAAACGGCCAACUUUGAAUCCAAUGCUAUCAUGAAGGCGUACAAGGAUGUGACCAACCUUCUGCCCGAGUGGGAGGAUGGGAACUUCUACCUGGCCAAGUACUACGAUAAAGUAAUGCCAAUGGUGACUGACAACAAACUGGAGAAACAAGGCAACCUUAUUCGAUACAUCGUCACAUACUUUGGAAAAGCUUUACAAUUCGGAAAUCUGUACAUCUACCAGGCUAUGCCUCGCAUGCUGUCUCUCUGGCUGGAUUUUGGAGCCAAAGUGUGUGAGUGUGAGAAAGCUGGGCGAGCAGACAGGCAGAUGCGUUUGGAGCUGAGUAAAAUCAACACGACAAUGAGCGAACAUUGUGACAACUUGGCGCCAUACCAGUUCUUGACUGCGUUUUCCCAGCUCAUCUCCAGAGUGUGUCACUCCAGCGACGAGGUCUUCAAUGUACUCAUGAACAUCGUGGCCAAAGUCUUCCUCGCGUACCCUCAGCAGGCUAUGUGGCUCAUGACAGCUGUGUCCAAGUCAUCCUACCCGAUGCGUAUGAACCGGUGUAAUCAGAUCCUUAAGAAGGCCAUGAAUCUCAAGAAGUCUCUGGAGAAAUUUAUUGGAGAUGCUACCAGGCUGACAGACAAGCUGUUGGAGCUCUGCAACAAGCCGGCUGAUGGCAACAGCAUCAUCCUCAGCAUGAGCGUUCACUUUAAACAGCUCAAACGCUUGGUGGAGGAGUCGACCUUUAGCCAGAUCCUGAUCCCGCUGCAGUCUGUCCUCAUCCCAACACUGCCCUCUACUGGUGGGACAAACACCCAGCAUGAUGCUUUCCCCCGGCACUGGGCCUACCUGGACAGCUUUGAAGAAACUGUGGAAGUCUUGCCCUCCUUGCAAAAGCCUAAGAAGAUAAGCCUGAAGGGUUCGGAUGGGCAGAGCUACACCAUGAUGUGUAAACCGAAAGAUGACCUGAGGAAGGACUGCAGACUGAUGGAGUUCAACUGCCUCAUCAAUAAGUGCCUACGUAAAGAUGCCGAGUCAAGGCGGAGGGAGCUACAUAUCCGUACCUAUGCUGUGAUACCUCUAAACGAGGAGUGUGGCAUCAUCGAGUGGGUCAACAACACCGCCGGACUGCGACACAUUCUCACCAAGCUUUACAAGGAGAGAGGCAUCUACCUGUCAGGUAAAGAGCUGAGAAAACUGAUUCUUCCAAAGACUGCUGCUUUUGAGGAGAAGCUACGAAUGCACAAAGACGUGCUGUGUGCUCAGCAUCCCCCAGUCUUCUAUGAGUGGUUCCUCCGAACCUUCCCUGACCCCACGUCAUGGUAUAGCAGUCGUUCUGCUUACUGCCGCUCGACCGCUGUGAUGUCCAUGGUGGGCUAUAUCUUGGGUCUGGGAGAUCGCCACGGAGAAAACAUCCUCUUUGACUCGCUGACUGGGGAGUGCGUUCACGUUGACUUCAACUGCCUCUUCAACAAGGGGGAGACAUUUGAUGUACCUGAGGUGGUUCCCUUCCGUCUGACCCAGAACAUGGUCCACGCUAUGGGACCCAUGGGUACUGAGGGACUCUUCAGACAGGCAUGUGAGGUUACCCUGAGACUGAUGAGGGACCAGAGAGAGCCGCUCAUGAGUGUUCUGAAGACAUUCCUUCAUGAUCCACUGGUGGAAUGGAGCAAACAAGCCAAAGGCCUUUGCAAAGCUCAGGCCAACGAGACCGGAGAGAUCGUUAAUGAGAAGGCUAAAACCCACGUGUGUGACAUCGAGCAACGUCUCCAGGGAGUGAUAAAGAGCAGGAAUAAAGUGCUGGGCCUGCCUCUGUCUAUAGAAGGACAUGUGCACUACCUCAUACAGGAAGCCACUGAUGACAAAUUGCUCUGUGAGAUGUAUGUGGGCUGGGGGCCCUAUCUGUGAAAUGCACAUAACUGAACUUUACACAAUUACAACCCUCAAAACGCACUUUGAAGUCAUUCCUGGAGAAUAUAAGAGGGUUCCCUCUGAUCUGGUAUCCAAAACAACGUUACACGUUCUUAUGUUGCUCCACUCAAAAGUUAACUGUGCCAGAACUUUUCUGGACAAACGGUUUCAUCCAAAUAAAUAAGAAAGCAUAAUCAUUCCUUACACAGAUAACGGUUUAGUGAAAAGUUCAUUAUAAUGCCUUUUUUGUUGUUCUGUUAACACAGUUGCUUCCAGUUUUAUGGAAAAAAUAUUUGUAGCAUUGUUAACAAAAAAACUGUAAUAAAGGAAGUGUUUUGAUUUUGGUAAACGUG